Molecule: messenger RNA, 3390 nt
Organism: Leptosomus discolor (cuckoo roller)
Lineage: Eukaryota; Metazoa; Chordata; Aves; Leptosomiformes; Leptosomidae
Source: RefSeq, a predicted model, not a curated record
AUCCAACCUAGGUUGAUUAAUCCACUGAAGAAUUUGAGGCGUCUUGGACUCAAGCUCGUGGCAGAGUUUUUUUCUGAUUAUGAGACCUACAAAUUUAGUGUGGAAGAGAUUGAUGCACUUUUCCAUGCAGUGGUAUGGCCUCAGGUCUGCAGAUUGGCUUCAGAGAGUCAGUAUUCUCCAACUUUUCUGCUCAAACUCAUUCACACCUGGAGUAAGAAUCCCAGGUAUUUCCCCUUGCUGGCCAAGCAGCAGCCAAAUCACCCAGAGUGUGAUAUACUGUCAAAUGUGUUUGCUGUGCUGUCAGCCAAGAAUCUGUCUGAGGCCACAUCCAGCCUUGUGAUGGACAUAGCUGAUAGCCUUCUCAACAGCCCAGAUUUUGAACCCACAGAGCAGGUUUCCAGUUUGAAUGUGACUGACUGUGUUGUGAUGGUCACUGGAGACAGGACAGAAGAGACCCUCAGCCUAGGUUGCCGCUUGGUUCUGCCCCAUGUUCCUGCCAUACUUCAGUACUUCAGCAAAACAAUGUUAAAUGUGGAGAAGGUGAGAAAGAAGAAGUAUAGAGCUCAAGUCAGCAAAGAGCUGAGUAUUCUUUCCAAGAUCAGCAAAUUUAUACAGGAAAAGAGUCAGAAUUCAGUUCUUGUGAGCCUUCUCCUUCCUUUCCUGUAUCAGAGUAACAUGGAGCAGGGUACAGAGAUUGACAUUCUGGAGACAGUGCAGAACUUGCUGAGGCAUUGCUCAAACCCUACAAGCUUUCUCAAACCACUCGCAAAGCUUUUUUCUGUUAUCCAGAACAAACUGUCUCGACAUAAGCUGUGCUUGGUAUUUCAGACUUUAUCUGACUUGGACAGUGAAUUGAAGUAUAUUACUGAUGUUGUUAAGCUGAACGCCUUUGACCAACGACAUCUCGAUGAUAUCGACUUUGAUGUACGUCUGUCAACAUUCCAGUCAAUCACAGCCCACAUCAAGGAAAUGCAAGCAGUGGAUAUUGACUUCCUUAUCCCCGUUAUGCACAACUGCUUCUAUACCAUCCAGCUAGGGGAUAUGGCUCUCAGUGACAACGCAAGCCUUUGCUUGACCAGUUUUAUCCGCCGACUGGCAGAAAUCGACCACACAGAAGAUGACUACAAGGAGCUAAUCCAGCACACUCUCCUGGAAUCUGUGAGAAGGGGGCUGAAGAGUAAGACUGAGAGCAUCCAGCAGGACUACACAUCACUGCUUUCCUGCCUCAUUCAGACAUUCCCAACAAAUCCUGAAUUCCGGGAUUUGGUCCAGUUGACCAACCGCCAUGAUCCUGACAUGGACUUCUUUGAGAACAUGAAACACAUGCAGGUCCACAGGAGGGCACGAGCUCUGAGGAAACUGGCUAAGCAGCUCACUGAAAAAAACCUUGUGCUGUCUUCUAAAUCCCUGCAGAACUACAUCAUGCCUUAUGCUACUACUGCCAUUUUUAAUGAAAAAAUGCUUAAGCAUGAAAAUAUGGUAACAGCCUCAGUUGAAGUUGUUGGAGCUGUCUGCCGACAUCUCUCGUGGUCAGCGUACUUGUACCACUUAAAGCAUUUCAUCCAUGUCCUGCAAACAGGACAGAUCGGUCCAAAGCUGGGAGUCAGCCUGUUAGAGACAGUGCUGGAAGCCUUUCACUUUGACCACGAAACGCUUGAAAAGCAGCUUGUGACCAUUGACAGCCAAGAAGCUGCUACCAUGGACCUUGAGCCAGUGGUGGAGGCUGAAGAAGCCAUGGAGCUGGAGCAGAGUGAAAAGGAAGAGGAGGUAGCUGAGGAAAAGAAAGGGAAGAAUCUCCCUGAGGAGCUGGCAGAACCUGAGCAAGCAGCUGAGACAUCUGAAGAUGCUGAGCAAGUGACCAAACCUGUUUGUUUCUUACCCCGAAAUAAAGAGGAGCUGGAGUGUCUGAUCAAACACAUUCAAGAUACAGUUACAGUCAACAUCUUGCCUAAAUUGCACAGGUGUAUUGUUGCAAAGGUUAAAAGAGACGAGGAACACAAGCUUGUGAAAUCCAAUGUUGUGAACGAUGAUGAGGUAGUUCGUGUUCCGUUAGCUUUUGCAAUGGUCAGGAUGAUGCAGUGUCUUCCCCAAGAAGUGAUGGAAGCCAACCUACCAAGGUAAAUCCCGUCAGAGCUCCUUAAGUGCUGUUCAUUGUCCUGGAACAGAUUUCAGGAAAUUCGGGACAUUGCCCGUAACACCCUCAUUAAAAUCAUGGAAGUGUUGGGAGUGCAGUACCUUCUGUACAUCUUAAAAGAGAUGCAGUCCACUCUUGUCCACGGGUACCAGCUCCAUGUGCUGACUUUCACUGUGAACUUGUUACUGAAGGGCCUUACUACCAGGCUCAGUGCUGGUGAUUUGGACCCCUGCUUAGAUAUCCUGAUUGAGAUUUUCAACCAAGAGUUGUUUGGGAACAUAGCUGAAGAGAAGGAGGUGAAGGGAAUUGUCUCCAAGGUCAUGGAAGCACGCAAGAACAAGAGUUACGAUUCCUAUGAAAUUCUUGGAAAGUUCAUAGGAAAGGGCCAGGUGACAAAGCUUAUUCUGCCACUGAAAGAGAUUCUGGAGAGCACCACAAGCUUGAAGAUAGUCCGGAAGGUGCAUGAGGCACUGCGUCACAUCAUGGCAGGGCUGAUCUUCAAUUCGGACAUGAAUGCAGAAUCGCUUCUCCUCCUCAGUCAUGGUCUCAUCAGUGAGAACUUGCCUCUGCUCACUGAGAAGGCCAAAAAAAAAGUUGCCCCUCCUCCAGAUCCUCGGCUGCAACCAGAGAGCUGCCUGCUGCUCCAGCCCACUCCCACAAGAGGAGGGCAGAAAGCACGUGUCAGCAGCAGGACUAACACAUAUAUCUUGGUUGAUUCAGGACUUCGGCUGCUGCACAUGAGUCUGAAGAGGUCCAAAGUAAAUUCUUCUGAGGAACAUGUUCUGGAAAUGUUAGACCCUUUUGUUCAGCUGCUUAUAGACUGCCUGAAAUCUAUGGAUGUUAAGGUGGUAACUGGUGCUCUGCAGUCCUUGGUGUGGGUUUUAAAGUUCCCUUUGCCUUCUGUCAGUAUGAAUCUGGAGCCACUGAUUAAGCAGCUUUUCCUCUUGCUGAAAGAAUUUGCCAAGACAGGAGUAGCCAAAGGCCAGAAUUUCCACCUGGUUGUGAGCUGUUUUAAAUGUGUAACAAUACUUGUGAAGAACGCGAAGAGUCAGAUAACAAGCAAACAGCUGCAAGUGUUGCUUGGCUUUGCUGAAGAAGACAUUUAUGAUUCGUCACGCCAAGCCACUGCCUUUGGCCUUCUCAAGGCUAUUUUAUCCAGGAAGCUGAUUGUCCCUGAAAUUGAUGACGUGCUGCAGAAGGUUGCCCAGCUGGCCAUCACGGGUCAGAGUGAGCCGGUGCGAGUCCAGUGCAGGCAG